AUGAAAGAUAAGUUGAAUGGAACAAACUAUGCGGAUUGGAUCCGCAACCUGAGAAUUGUUCUCAUGGCUGAGAAAAAGGAAGAUAUUCUAGACACCCCAUUACCUGUAGAGCCUACUGAUAAUGCUCCUGCUGCUGAGAAAAACGCUUACAAGAAGGCAUGUGAUGCUGGUCUUGAAAUGAGUUGCCUUAUGCUUGCUUGUAUGGAACCAGAUCUGCAGAUGCAGUUUGACAACAACCAUGCAGCGUAUGAUAUGAUCGUGGCGCUCGAUGAUAUGUUCCAGACUCAAGCCAGGACUGAAAGGUUCAAUGUCUCAAAGGCUUUUGUUGAAACUAAGCUAGCAGAGGGCACAGCAGUAGGGCCACAUGUGAUCAAGAUGCUAUGGGAACUUCAUCUCGAACUACAUAUGCAUGGGGCGGAAAAGGGCUUGAAUGAAUUGUGUGGCAUGCUUAAAACUGUAGAGGCUGAUAUCAAGAAAGGUGCUGGCAGUAGCCAUGUGAUGGCGGUCCAAAAUAAGCCCCGAUUUAAAAAGAGGGGCAAUUCUUGGAAGAAGAAGAAGGGCAAGGCUAAAGGUCAGAACUCUAAGCCAAACCCACCUGCGCCCAAGGCUGGACCAACUGCUGACACUGAAUGCUAUCAUUGUAAGGGGAAAGGUUACUGGAAGAGGAACUGCAAGCUGUACUUAGAAUCCAUGAAGGAUAGCGGCGGUAAAGGUCAUGUAAGUGAGAAUCGCAUGAAGAGGCUCCAUGCUGAAGGGCUUUUAACUUCGUUUGAUUUUGAAUCAUACGAGACAUGUGAGGCUUGUUUGCUAGGGAAGAUGACCAAGGCGCCUUUCACAGGAUAUUACUUUUACAACCGAUCAGAGGGCAAAGUGUUUGUUGCUCGGAACGGUAUUUUCUUAGAGAAAGAGUUUCUCAAAAGAGAGAAAAGUGGACAGAAGGUGUAUCUUGAAGAAGUUCAAGAUGAGCAAACAGGGAAGGACUCUACGAGUGAUGCUGAUGUAGCAGAACAAGUUGAGAUACCCGUGGCAGUAGAGGCACCACCACAACCACGAAGGUCAGCAAGAAUCCGUGAGGCACGCGGGGAAUUGUUAUUGUUGGACGAUGACGAACCUGCGACAUAUGCGGAAGCAAUGAUGGACCUAGAUUCCGAGAAAUGGCAAACUGAUGAGCGCAAUCGUAUGAGUAAGGUUCCAUACGCCUCGGCAAUUGGUUCCAUCAUGUACGCCAUGAUAUGUACACAUCCAGAUGUUUCAUAUGCUCUAAGUGUUGCGAGCAGGUACCAAGCUAAUCCAAGUGAGAGUCACUGGACACUUGCUAAAAACAUUCUUAAGUACUUGAGAAGGACUAAAGAUGUGUUCCUAGUCCAUGGAGGUGAGGAAGAGCUCAUUGUAAAUGGUUACACCGAUGCUAGCUUCCAAACUGACACGGAUGAUUCACAGUCUCAAUCAGGAUAUGUGUUCACAAUAAAUGGUGGUGCGGUUAGCUGGAAAAGUUCCAAGCAGGAGACGGUGUCCGAUUCUACAGCAGAAGCCGAGUACAUCGUAGCUUCUGAAUCUACGAAGGAAGGUGUUUGGAUGAGGAGGUUUCUCAUUGAACUUGGUGUGUUUCCAAAUGCAUCUAGCCCAUUGAAUCUGCAUUGUGAUAGCAAUGGGGCUAUAGCACAGGCCAAGGAGCCAAGGAAUCACCAAAAGAACAAACAUGUACUUCGGAAAUUUCACCUCAUUAGAGAGUUCAUUAGUAGAGGUGACAUCAAGAUGUGCAAGAUACACACGGAUUUGAAUGUUGCAGAUCCUUUGACAAAGGCUCUUCCACAGCCUAAGCAUGAGACGCACAUGAGAGCUAUGGGUAUUAAAUAUCUUCGAGAUUGA
Miscanthus lutarioriparius is the source of this 1869-nucleotide messenger RNA. The record is from the annotation of a GenBank genome assembly. Lineage: Eukaryota; Viridiplantae; Streptophyta; Magnoliopsida; Poales; Poaceae.